Acipenser ruthenus (sterlet) is the source of this 1680-nucleotide messenger RNA. Its product is annotated as BMP and activin membrane-bound inhibitor homolog. Gene Ontology annotation, molecular function: frizzled binding. The record is from RefSeq and is a predicted model, not a curated record. Bases 452 to 1231 code for a protein of 259 amino acids. Lineage: Eukaryota; Metazoa; Chordata; Actinopteri; Acipenseriformes; Acipenseridae. Gene Ontology annotation, biological process: transforming growth factor beta receptor signaling pathway; negative regulation of transforming growth factor beta receptor signaling pathway; positive regulation of canonical Wnt signaling pathway. The transcript is spliced from 3 exons.
CCGUAGUUGGAGUUAUUUCUGUUGCAACUUCAUUGAUUUACUCAAAAGCGGAUAUACUAGCUUGGUGGAUUGGUCUUGGAUAUUGAACCUUGUCGUGUGGAUUAACAUUUUAAAGUUUCUUUUUUUGUGGAACGACAUGGUUAUUAUUGCAAUCCGGUGAACGCGAGAGAGUUUCUAUUUAUUUUCCAUAUACUUUUUUUUUUUUUUUUACAUUUCGGUACGCCGGCGUCGUUAAUAGACAAAGUUGGUUAGAACUGGUGUAAAACUUCAGAUCACGUUUUAGAUGCUUUUGCUAGUUUUCGGGAGCACUGCGCGGAUACCUGCUAAGAAAAACAACACAUUUUGUUUUACAAUCUGUGUUUGUUAGUACAUAUGCAACGUUGCGGAGUUGCGCAGAGUCCAAGGAUCUAGACAACACGACUAGAGUUUAAUUUUAAACUGGUCUUCUUAAAUGGAUCGCCAUUCCAAUUUAAUUUCCAUUUGGCUGCAACUGGAACUGUGUGCCAUGGCAGUACUUCUGGCAAAAGGGGAGAUAAGAUGCUACUGUGAUGCAGCGCAUUGUGUGGCAACAGGUUACAUGUGUAAAUCCGAGUUAAAUGCCUGCUUCACCAGGCUUCUGGACCCACAGAACACAAACUCCCCUCUCACGCAUGGCUGCUUGGACCCGACUGCAAACACAGCAGAUGUUUGCCAUGCUGGAAGGACAGAGAGCCGCGCUGGGGCCUCGGAGAAGCUUGAGUGCUGUCACGACGAUAUGUGCAAUUACAGAGGACUCCAUGAUGUUGUUUCAUAUCCCAGGGGGGACAGCUCAGAUCAUGGAACAAGAUAUCAGCCAGACAGUAGCAGGAAUCUUCUGACCAGGGUUCAGGAUUUAACAUCCUCUAAAGAGCUGUGGUUCAGAGCAGCCGUGAUCGCUGUGCCCAUCGCUGGGGGGCUCAUUCUAGUGCUUCUCAUCAUGCUCGCCUUGCGGAUGCUUCGAAGUGAAAACAAAAGACUGCAGGACCAGAGGCAGCAGAUGCUGUCCCGCUUGCACUACAACUUUCAUGGACACCACACGAAGAAGGGCCAGGUAGCCAAACUGGAUUUGGAAUGCAUGGUUCCCGUAACCGGACACGAGAACUGCUGUAUGACUUGCGACAAACUGCGACAGUCUGAACUCCACAAUGAUAAAUUGCUGUCUUUAGUUCACUGGGGAAUUUACAGCGGUCACGGGAAGUUGGAAUUUGUAUGACCCCCCCCCCCUUUAAAACAACUUGAACCCAAACUAAAAAAAUAAUAAUAAAAGAAAGUGAAGCAAAGCCUUUAGGUUCUGCUCAGGAGCACUUUACUUGAAAUAAGAGACAAUUCAUGAGGAAAUGUAAUUUAAGUGGAAAGAAGAAGAAAGGGACCUGUGCUUUGUGGGGACACAAAGGAUCCUUAACUAUGUUUUAUUUCUUUUAAUUUACUGAAGGAUUCCAAAUUGGUCUUAUUUUGCACACUUUGUAUAAAAACGUAUGUUAUUUGCUUUAAAUAAAAAUAAUAGAAGAAAUGCACACUGAUACCAGGGUAAAAUAAAGGACAUGAAUGAGGAGUAAAAACAAUAAAGAAGUGUAAACUGUAUAGUAUGUUCACUCCUCUUUGUACCAUUCUUGUUUUGUUUUAUUGUAAAGAUUUAAAUAUAUAUAUUUUUGUCAGAUAAAA